Molecule: messenger RNA, 6005 nt
Organism: Pelobates cultripes (western spadefoot toad)
Lineage: Eukaryota; Metazoa; Chordata; Amphibia; Anura; Pelobatidae
Source: the annotation of a GenBank genome assembly
CUGCUGGCCAGCUUGGUGUGUGGUAGUGUCGUGUGGUCCCUCAUCGGCUGUUUAUCUGUGUCACCAAGAGAAGACCUGCCCCCGAAUUAGCUCAACUGGCACCAUGUCAACUCCUGGCAUCAGGCGCUGCCACGCUAGGAGGAGGGAACAUGUCCCUGAAGAGCAGGUGCGGUGGUGGGCUGGUCACUUGUUUUAUUUUAAUUUGUUUUUGUUAAAACUGAAAAAAAAAAACUAAUCUGCAUGAUAUUUAGUGGAAAUACUCCCUGUCCUCCAUAGUAAAUUCUUGUCUUAUAAUAACUUAAAGUGGGCAUAUCGCUUCUCUAGAUAGAAGCUAAGUGGGCACUUCUGUCGUUUAGGCUCAGAUAAUCUGUUAAACUGGGGCCAGGGCACUUGAGGCACCAUAACUACUAUAUUGUGGUUAUGUUGCCAGGCGUAUUCCUUUAAUGUUGUAUUCUCCUCACCCCCAUGUUAUAUUUUUUAUUUUAAAAUGUGUUAGUUACAGUCCACAAUUCAACUCAGUCCAGACAUAAUGCCCUCUUCCAAAACUGUUCAGUAGCAGCAAAGGGCAAUAUUUAUUAUGAUGAGGGAACCAAAAUGAAGGAAGGUUCCCCGUUCCAGAACUGAUGUGACUUCUUACCUGUUUGCAAAACUUUAAAGGUAGAAUGCUAAACUGUUCUAAAACAGUUUGACUACUUUGGGGGGAGGGAUACGCCAUGGCACUCCUGGCACCAUAACUACAUUGUUAUGGUGUGUUGCAUGUUCCUUUAUUACAUGUUAUUUUAUGUUUCAAUUGUGUAACUUCCAGAGAAGUUUCAGUACUCCUUUAAAGGGGCACCAUGACCAACAAAGCUCAUGACACUAGCAGUCUUUGGAUGCUGGCCAUGUUUUCUGUCGACUGUUUCAGAGCUACCUGACAAACUGGAGUUUUCAUCGCCCAUUCCUUCUGCAACCACACUGAUUUAAUUUUGGUAUACUAAAUACAGGGAUAUUCACUAAAGUGAGAAUACAAAGUGAACUUCAAGUUCAAAAUAGAAACUAUCUUCGCAAUGCUUCCAGUUUAGUUUCUCUGGCCUGAUGUUUGAAAUUUACUUUGAAUUCUCACUUUAGUUAAUGACCCUGCUAGUCUCUUAAUUUGUUGCUCAGGUUUAGUCACUUUUGGUUUAUGGUAGCUUGCAGGACUGGUGUGAGGAUUUUUGGCUAUACAGGCGAAGAUGCACGUUGCCCCUUCCAUUCCCCCCCACAAAAAAUGCAUUUUGCCUGUGUCCUCUUGAAUUUCCUGCCCACUUUUGUCUCUUUCUACCGUUCCCCAUCCCUGCUGUCUCUCAUACAGCACCUCUGUGUCCAACCUAGUCCCUGAGUGUCACCCCCUCCCAGCCCAUGUCAGAAUCUUGCCCCUUCUCCAGCCCUUCUGUACCUUUUUUAAUUGCUUUAGAAUUUAUUUUUGUAGUGCAUGGUAAUUGGUUCAGGAGAUUAGAGACAUUGUAAAUGGUAACAUUAAAAAGUGGUUACAAGGUUAUAAUACAUGCCUGAAUCACUGCAUCAAAUCUGACUGUGCCCCAGCACCUGUUUCUUUCUCUCCCUAGUCCCUUUUGUGUGCGUUUCUUCCCUUGCCAGUCCCUCUGUCUUUCACUAGCACUUUCUCCCCCAGUGUCUCCAUGUCUGUGUCCAACCCCAGUCCCCCAAAUGUCUCCUCACCUCCCUCUUGUAGCAUGGGUGUGCUGUGGACCGGGAUAGAUGAGCUUUAGUAACCUCUACCUGGACUCACAGGAAGCAGAUCUGUGCUCUCAGCAGGUCCGGACUGGCCAUCAGGCACACCAGGGAAAUGCCUAGUGGGCUGCCAUGGUCAUGGGCUGAGGCUGGCAGGGGUAUUCCAUGAUGGGCCAGUGGGGAAAUCAAAGAUCUCCCUCACUGGCCCACUUGCACAGACAUGCGGCUGGGGAUGGAGAGAGGACCCAGAAGACUCUAUCUAGCGAGGGGUGUUGCCAUGUCUUGCGAGAGUGAACUCUAGCGCCACAGGCUAGAGUUCACUCACCACUAGCACCACCAGGGAUGGCAGCAUGGUCCCCCCCUCCCAGCCUCUCACACGCAGUGCAUUACACCACAAACACAACACUACUAAAACUAUCUUAUUACACAAUAACACACCACAAUCUGCUCACUCUACACACGCAAUCCAACAAGCAGGCUCCAAACACAUGCACAAUACUCUUUCCUGGCCCUUGUCUCCAGUUAUCCCAUUUAUAGACAAGUGGCAAGGAAACACAGUGCAAGCAUGUUAAAUAUGCUUGCGCUGUGCAGAACAAAUACAGGACUUUUUUCUCAUGCUAGAGCUCUUCAGCAGAGCUCUGCGCAUAGUCUUCCCUCGAAGAGCAUUGAACCAACAUGCUCACUUUGCGAGGGGGUGUGUUUGUCACUGGUGAUGACAAAAUGCACCCUGUCUGCGCUGCCCCUUCUUAGUUGGCUGCUGUGCUAAAAAUUUUUUUUUUUUUUUUAAAUGGCCUGGCUCACAGUAAGCACUUCCUGUGAAACCAACGUAGAGGUUACUGAAGCUCCUCUCUCCUGGUCUGCACUCUGUGUAGUGCGCUCCCCUCCUACUGAUCAGUCAAAUCUUGCACACACAGGGUCGGUGUGCCUAAGCGCCGCUUGUACCACCUUAUGGUAUUGCUGGCCCUGGCUGCAUGAUAUAGGUGUAAAUAUCAUGUGGUAGGUGUCUUCUAAUCUGAAAUUCAGAACUUUGAAUAAAGUCUGUUUUUGCUACUUUUUUUGUAGCUGUAGAUAUAUUGCAUUUGGGCAUUGCUUGAACAUUGAUACAUUUAAGUCAAGAGUUACAGUAUUAUUCAACAAAGUGGUAUAUAUAUUUUUUUUUUUAUAAGCUUACACCUUACUAUUUUUCUUCCCUAACACAAAUACUUUCAUACAGAAUGUGAUCCACCGAAUGUCCAUCAUACCUCUGUUUAGCUCGAGUUGCGGUGUAGUCAUUGCUAUUUACAACUCAACAAAAGACCGGUCCCCAUAUCUUCGCAGUGUUUGUGAUGUGGCUGAAAAAAGCACUAAGAUCCUAGCUGGGGCUGCAGCUUUUGGAGCACAACCACUGAUUGCCAUAUUUGAGCCACAAAGUGAGUAACACACUAUACUGAAACUCAAUCUAUGAUGCAGGCUACCACGUUUUUACAUAAUUUACUUUUUUAUUCCCUCUUAUUUUUUUUUUUAAAGCUGUUUUGUGAAACUAUUGGGAUACAAUUGCCUACAUUUUAUCCCCACACUCUUACUUAAACAGUGUAUAAUUCAAAGGUGUUUUUAGAAGUGUUUUUAUUAUGCUCAAAGAUCUUUAGUCAUUGUUUCAAAAAGCCAGUUUGGCCUUGUUUCUCCUACAGUUGCCACUGCCAAUGAGUUGCUCUGCAAAGGUUUAGAUAAGCUGGAAUCUGCUCUACCCAUUUUGCAGCAAUCGCCAGAAAAGGUAAAGAUUGUCAAUGCAAUGUAAACCCCCAUGUCCUGCCUUCAUUAUAGCUGAUUACUUUUUGGAUUAUCAUUCUACAGGUUAUUGCAGACACAAAGGAGCUGGUGACGGGAACACAAGACGCUGUGACCAACACUGUUGCAGGAGCCCGUAAUACAGUGAUUGGUGUAGUAGGUCUGGCAAUAAAUGUUGUCAAUAGUAGUGUUGAUGUGACAAAGACUGUAUUUGCCACCAUGGGGUCUCAUGUCGAGCAGCUAGUGACAACUAGCAUCGAUACUGCUCUGGUAAAGUCGGAGGAGUGGGUAGAUCGCCAUCUACCAGUGGAUGAAGAUCUAGGUGAGAUGCUUGCGAACUCUGGAUUUUUUUUUUUAGUCUUAAAGGACAACUACUUCUGUGCCUUCCCUUCUUUCCCACCCCCCAUUUAAUGAUCAUAAUAAACUUUUUUAAAUUUUAUUUUUGAGAAUUUCACUUCAGGUGAGCAGCCAUUUUGGAUCAGACUCAAUCCCAGCAGGAGGCAAGUUAGAUUGAACAGUAGUUGAUCAACUAACAGUCUGACACAACAUGGCUGUUCACUCAUGUAAAAGUUUAAUUUUAUUUAAAGAGAAAAUGUAAGAUCUUAAACGGACACUAUAGUGACCAAAACAUUAGCUCUAUGAAGGAAUUUUGGUGUACAGAUAAUGCACAUGCAGUUCCACUGCUCAAUUAUCUACAAUUUCAGAGUCAAAUCACUAUAUGAAGGCUGUGCAAGUCACAUACAGGGAGGUGUGACUAGGGCUGCAUAAACACACUUCCUGUAAAGUCAUCUAAUGUUUACAUUUCCUGUACUGAAAAUACUGUUGAACUUAGAAUUUCUGAUUUCCUGCUCCUGAUCUGUUAAUAGCUUCCUAGAUCCUGCCAGAGCAGGAGAUAAGAAAUUUUAAGUUACUUCAGAUUUGAAAAUUAAACAAUUUUGGUUUUAUGCAGGCUGUCUGUUACAGCCAGGGAGGUGUGGCUAGGCCUGUAUAGACAGAAACAAAAGUGAUUUAGCUCUUAUAUGGCAGAGAAUUGAGCAAUGAGAUUGCAAGAGCAUGAUCCAUACACAAACACUGCAUCUUUAAGCUAAAGUUGUUUUGGUGACACUAAAGUAUCCCUUUAAAGUGUUUUCUUGUAUCUUUUUUUUUUUAGUACAGUAGCUGGUGUCCACUACUAAACAUACAUUGCUCCAAUCACUGUAGAUGCAGAGAAGUAUAAAUGGCUCUACGAAUCUUGUGUAUCCCUGUCUCCACCUCCCCACUGUAGUUUAAAGAUGCUAAACAAACCUAAUGCCAGUUUGCUGUAAAAGUAAUUUUUUUACACUUUUAUUGAUGUUUUGUCAACAGACCAGCAUGAUCCACAUAAAGUGGUGUUAACUACUGAGCAGAAACAGAGGAUGCAGCAAAAAUACUCACUUCGCUUGGGGUUACUGUCUCUUCGGUUUCAUCACUGUGCCUACGAACUCUCCUUGGGAAAGGUGAAGCAUGCCAGCAAUGGUACUCUAGAAGUUCUAACUGAACUGCAUCGCAAUAUCAACUUGGUAAGUAGUCCUGUGUGGCAUUUAUUAAAUUUGUACACCAGAAAAUUACUGUCCUUAAAGCUUGGCAGAUGUGUUUCCCCUAGUGAACUGCAAAAAUAGCUGGAGAUGCUUCUAGUUGGGUAUAAUGCCAGGAGUUCCUUGAGGGCUAUCUAUUGGUAUCUGUCAAACUGUUUACAAGCGAUCGAACACUUCCUUUGUGGCCCUUCUGGUUUGAUGGCCAGUUCUUAGCCAUUGAACGCUGUUGAAACCUAGCAUGAACUUACCUUCAUCAUGCUGGAACAUCUGACCCAGCAUGGUAUUUGUCAAACCAUUGAUAAAGUUUGCUAUAUUGUCUGAAGGUGCCUAGGGACUCUUGUGCCCAUAACCAGCUUAACUGUAAUAUUUAUGAUGUCUAGAGUCUCAUAAAUUAAAAACUAAACCUUACAGAUUGAAUCUACCAGACAGAAUAUUCAUUGUGGCCUAGGUAAACUGCAUCAGUUGUGGCUAGAAUGGAAAGAGAAACAGCUGAGACCGAUGCCUGUUGGAAUGGAGAGAGAGUCACUGGGAGAGGUAAGGGUCAUGCAGUCUGAUGAAAUACUGCCUUGUAAUGGUCACUCCGGGUUAUAGACUGUUCUAAAGUCGAUCACUGGAAUUGAUGUCUGUUAGAGCAAAACAUUAUUUUUUUUUUUUUUUCAGCCUCUUGAGUCUCUCGUACUGUCAAUGAUCCAGGCCGCAACACAACAACUUCAGACUAGCUGUCUAAAUCUGGCAACUGUGGCACAAGGUUUCCCUGCUCACAUCCAGGAGAGCAUACAGAGACUAUGGCGACAUGCUCAGGACUUGCAUUCAUCAUUCUCAGUUAUUGAAACUUGCAGGGAUCUCUCGCUGGCAAUCCUGACAAAAAACCAUAAACAUAUUGUCCGUACCUAUCUCAUAGAGCUCUAUAACUAUACGAAUGCCCAAAUCUCUGUGCCUGGGCUAAUCUGGCUACAGAGGUUCUGGGAUGUGUCCCUCUAG